CGCGUUCCCUCGACACGGUCGCACGAUCGCUCGCUAUUUCCCAUUCCCAGGCGCGUCCUUCGGGACGGAUGCGUAUGCCGCGUAUGCGUGCCGCCAGCGCGAACGAAUGUAACGGGGCUCGCGAUUGAGAUCGCGAUCUGUCAUCAGCCGAUCAGCCGUCCAUAUCGCGCCGCGAUACGCUGCCAAGUUGAUAAUCCUGCCUGGGAAGUCUGGGAAGCGGUUAGGCCUCAAAGUAUACACACACACAUGCGUACAUACAUAUAUUUUGCGCGAGCACGGCUUAGCACGGUCAUAAUUGAUCAUAAUGUUGAAUGCGAGUUCCGCGGAGGCACGGAAGUUCGAGCUUAAAGAGAUAUUGUUGUUCAACGUAAGGAAGCGCCGAUACAGUUAGAUCAAAUAUAAAGAGAGAAAGAGAGAAGUAAGUGUGACAGUUAUGUAAAAAGUAUCAACAAGAGUGAGUCAACAUGUCGAGUCGCAAGCUCGCCGGGAGGCGAUACCUGCCUGGUGCACUGUGAUGCCUGGUAAUGUCAGCGCGAUACGUGAUGGUCCACGUCGAUGUCACGCGUGGAAUGCACUGUAGUACGGAACGUCGCGCGAGAAUCUCGGGUUCAGUUGCUCCGCUGUUGUAACUUGUAACGCAUAGGGAUCUCAGAUGCCGAUGAUCAUGGCGCAGGAGAGCGAGAAGUAUCCGCUUCACAGAUGUAUAUUUCAAGGGGACGUGAAGACGCUGAACAUCUUGAUUAGGACACACGACAUUACCGAAAAGGAUAAACAAGGAAAUACACCUUUGCAUUUGGCUGUGAUGUUAGGAAGGAAAGAAUGUGUUCAAUUACUGCUUGCACAUGGGGCAUCUGUAAAGGUGAAGAAUCUGGCUGGUUGGAGUCCAUUGGCCGAAGCAAUCAGUUAUGGAGAUAGACAAACCAUAUCAUCUUUAUUACGUAAAUUGAAGCAACAAGCGAGAGAGCAAAUGGAAGAAAGGAGGCCGAAUUUAGUUGCUGCGUUGCAUCAAAUGGGUGAUUUUUAUAUGGAAUUAAAAUGGGAUUUUCAGAGUUGGGUGCCGCUAGUUUCAAGAGUGUUGCCGUCAGAUAUAUGUAAGAUCCAUAAAAGUGGAGCUUCAAUUAGGAUGGACACGACUCUUGUAGAUUUUAAUGAUAUGAGGUGGGAGAGGGGUGACAUAUCUUUCAUCUUCAAUGGUGACCAAAAACCUAGCCAUUCACUGACUGUCCUCGACAAUAAAGCCAAACUUUUCCAAAGAGUGAGAUAUGAGGAAACAGAGCUUGAAAUAGAGGAUGAAGUUGAUAUUCUUAUGUCUAGUGAUAUUAUGGCAGCUCAAAUGUCUACCAAAAGUAUCACAUUUUCUAGAGCACAGACAGGGUGGAUUUUUAGAGAGGACAAAAGAGAAAUGGUAGGUGCUUUUCACGCUGAUUUUUACCAAAUAAAUGGCAUGGUAUUGGAAAGUAGAAAACGUCGUGAGCACUUAAGUGAGGAGGAUCUUCAAAAGAAUAAAGCUAUUAUGGAAUCCCUUACUAAAGGCAGCUCUCAAGGAUUUAAAAAUGGCGAACCUCCUAUGAGAAGAGCAUCGUUGAAUCCACCACCAGAAUCGAAUAUAACGUGGGAUGAAUAUGUUGUUGCUCCGCCUGGUCAAUGUCCACUUCUAGGAAGAAAUCUCGUUUAUAAGGAAAGUAGCAAAUCUUUCAAAGCUACUGUGGCAAUGAGUCCAGAUUUCCCCCUUACCGUCGACAUGCUACUCAAUGUUCUGGAAGUGAUCACGCCGUUUAAACAUCUAAGCAAGCUACGCCAAUUCGUACUUAUGAAGUUGCCCCCCGGAUUCCCGGUUAAGAUCGACAUACCAAUUCUGCCUACAGUCACUGCUAAAAUAACUUUUCAAGAGUUUGCCUUCCGAAACGACAUAGAUCCAGAAUUGUUUCAAGUGCCAUCAGACUACUUUGAAGAUCCAAUGAGAGGUUACGAUUUCCAGACUUAUGACGCUUCGACAUCCUAAUAUUAAUCAAGAUCCAGCCUAGUCGGGGUCUGUUUUCUUCUAUGCUAGGGGACAAUCUGGCUUUCGUGAUUUCAGCCAGUCUGGAAAGCAUCUACGCGAGCCAUUAUGUUGUUCAUUGAAUAACUUAUUGUCAUAAUUUGAUCACACCUAACAGCGAAUAGUGUCGAAUAUUUACGGGAUGUUCUCAAUAAGGAAGUAAAGCUACAGAAGACAAAUCUGUACUGAAUCAGAGAAAUUUGCAUACUAUUUAAUACCUAACUCAAUCAUGUUUGUCUACUUGAUUUGCGAAUCCUAUUAAUGUUUAUAGAGAUAAAGAUCAUUAUACGUAUGUCGUGCUGCACUCGAAGAAGUAUAUACUAUGUACAUACGAUGAGUGAUACAAUCUGACGUUUAAAAACACCGCGUUUGAAAUUCCCACUAUUUGACUGUGUUUGAGAAUUGAAUCAAUGAUUUCUCACACUAGGGAGUCUUUCUUAAACCCGUGUCAGAUCACGCACCGAUGACAAAGAAUCGCAAAUUGGAGAUUAGAGUUUAACCAAUCGGAACAAAGUUGAUUAAGAUUAAAAUGUUAUCUGUUGGUAAAAAUUUAAUCUCCAAUUAAUCCUCGAUCUUUGAUGCUUGGUCUGGUCGAUCUGUCACUGCAGUCAUAUUGGAUUAUAUCGCGUUAGAUUAGGACGAUCAUUAUACACGAUUUAUCUUUGUGACAUACGUAAAUUCUUGUUAGCAGCAACAGGUGUAAAAAACAAAUAACUUUGAUAAACGGUAGUAAAUAUGUUUUUAUGAUUUUUCAUUGUAUUAUGUUCCAUUGUAUCAUGAUCCAAUAUGAUUGCAGCGAUGGGCCAAAGGGCUUAAAAUCAAGGAGAAUAGAUUAGAUGACGAAUAUUGCUAUAUUUGUAUUCUACACUUUUCGCGAAUUACCUAUUUACUCUAAUCAGCGAAGAUAACUGUUCAUAUUUAUUUCUUCGCUACUCUCACGAGCAAUAUGUAUUUUUACUAUCGGAAUUUCGUAAAUACUAUAGCAUUCACAAUUGGUCAUGUAAAAGAAUAUUAGUCUAAAAUAUAUUCUUCAGUAUUACCGACUUAUAAUUAUAUAGUUUAUACUAUAAUGAUUGUUAAUACCUUUCUUUUUUUUUUUAGUACAAAACACCGUUUUUAACGGCUUUUUAACCUUGCGUGAAUCAACGCAUAAAGUCAUCUUUAAAUAUAACGAUUCGUACUCAUACCGCAUUCAGUACUAACCAGUACUAACUGUCGUUUACGUAAUUCUAAAUGUAACUACGUGAAGUGUAUUUCACGAUUAUAUCCACAAAUCAUUUUCAGCUUUUUUUUUAUUAAUUAAACUUUCUUUUAAUGAAGAUUUGAUCGCAUGUCAUUCUUACCGUAGUUUUUUCAUAUUUUUAAUACAAACAUCUUGACACACUUGAGUAUUAUAUUAAAAUACUGCGGAAAUAAAUAAUUUAAGUUUACUUCAAAUUACACGAAAAAUAAGAAUUUAAUAUUUAUUUGUAUUUAUGAGGAUUAAUUCACGAAAAAUGAUACCGAUUUCAAUUUUUUAUUUAAUUAAAAAAAGAAGUUUUUCUAUAUACCUGCAUUUACAAAGUUUCUUCGCGCGUUUCUUUGAAAUAGAAUAAGGUUUAUUUCGAUUCAAUAUUUUCAACAGAAUUUCGAAUUUCUUUGUAGAUGCAGAUUUGCAGUAUUUUAUAUCCAUCACAUAAGGUCAUUAAUGUCCUAAAACGGUGAUCGGGUUUAGAUGCAAUUUUUAGCCUGAUUUUCGUGUUGAUGCCCAUUUGUACUCCACUUGUCUCCCCUCUUCGCAUCUUAGUAACAAACGGACGCGCCUAAAAUUAAGCUAACUUAUAAUCAUAGAAUUAUAUAUAAUUAUAAUCGUGACCUUCAUUACAAUCACUUCCGAGGCAAAGCGUCUCACGCCUUAGUUGUGCGCGAUCGGUAGCUCGUUCUUGACGAGGGUGAUGAAGAGGGGGACAUCCGACCACUUUGAAACACGAAUUUGUGCACAGGAGUCCAUUUCCUAUAUACGCCCUAAUAAGCGCCUUAACUUAUGUAUAUACUUUAGACAUUAAUGACCCCGGGUGCAUAUUGCGUUGUGUAUAAGCGAGAUGGACAUUAUUAUUUGAAUGCAAAAGUAUGAGUGCGGGUUGAUUUUCCUCCUGGCUACCGAAUGACUCUCUCGAAAAAUCACGACGAGACCUAGCUCGAUCAUGUUUUUGCGAUGGUCUGGAUUUUUCAACGAAUAAUAGACACAGAUUUCGAAAUAAACGAGUGGAUUUUCCUUGCCUAUUAUUCAGUUGUACAAAUUCCAUUACGUUUUGUUCACAGUUAGGUUGAUUGUAUAUGAAAUAAAAGAAAAACGCAAAAUAUCAAUAUCGGUAUUUUUGAUAUCGAUUACAAUCCUUGAUCAUUAAGUAAGAUAUAAAGUAUCACUAGUAAAGGUAUAUCAGAGUAUCAAAGAUAUUUAAAUGUAUACAGAUUGCGUAUGUAUGUCGGGUGCUGUUACGUGCGACACCUUCCAUCUUGUAGGAUUUCGAGAUUUCUAGUACUUUCAAAUCCUUCUCGAUGAGUCUUUUUUAAAACAAUUCCCUUAACAAGCAUCGCUUAAUGCGGUAUCUCGAUAUAUAAAUCCAUAUUGCAAUUUAUGUUGACAACAUUUGGUGAUAUUUGUCUUUAUAUCAUCCCUUGUUUGUUUUACGUAUCUCCUUUCUGUUAAAACUUUGAAUAAUGAAACUCUGGCUUUUAUCUUACACAUUUUAAUUGUUAAUAUUUAUUGUUUUUAAAAAACAUCUUGCCUUUUUAGAAAGUAAAGGUAAACCUUAAGAUUUUUGAAAGUGAUUUGCUCGCGUAACUAUAAUUUUGCUCGGCCUGUCAGUUCUGUUCAUAACAUGAAUUUUACCGAGCUGUAUCGUUAUUUUAAUAAAGUUUAGAAUAACAUCCCCUCCUAUAUUUUACUUUAAUCUUUCUAAAUAUUGACGCGUUGCACACGAAUGUAACAUUACGUUGCAAGAAAUUUUCAGAUAUUUAAAUGUUUAUAAUACAUCUCACGAAAAAUGGAGUUAUUCCAAUUGGAAACAUUUCUCUCGAAUAAUCCCAACAUAGAACAGCCAUAUUGUGAGAUUCUCGCAAUAUAACUGUUGCUCCAAUUUUACUAAAGUAUUCUGUGUGUUGAUUGGGAUUCCGUUAUAAGCUUCUUAGUCGAGAAUUAAUUUGAGCUAAUAUACGGGCUCUCUAUAUAAUAUAUAUAGCGCAAUAAUAUUCGACGAUAACUGCCGAUAGACGAUCGAAGACUAUUUCAAUAUCGUUAUCCAUACAAGUGGUUCAUGAUAUAGUCGUCUAGAACUUAUUUUUCUUUUUUAACAUAUCUAAUCUUUUUUGGUUAUAUUAAAAAUGUGAAUUUUAUGAUUUCAGAAAAAAAAAUUAUCGGAAGGAAGGAAUGAAUGGUGUAACUUUUCUAAUUGUAAGAUCGUGAUUAACUGAUCAAUUAAAGGGCACGUACCGAUCGCAAUGCGAUGCAAUGAGUACGAAGGGGUGGGUGGGAUCAUUACGCGUGUUACUUCGUGUUACUUUGACACGCGAGUCUAUUAAUUGCCGUGUAUUGCCGCGUAAUCCGAGCACGGUCAUCCCCUGCAUAUGUUACGUGUCGCGCGAUCUUGAACUACUUGCGGCCAAUUUUACUUGCGGCCUUCCCUCCGCGGCUGACGCAGCCGAAACUGAGGAGUCGUGCGUGAACACACGCACGCCUAGCACACACUUAUGUCUAUCUCUAUCAAUGUAGAUCAACUUUAAUCUAAUUCUUAGAACUUAGAAAAAGAUAAAAAAUAAGUCGAACCGAGAUUAAAGUUAAUCUGCAUUGGUAGAGAUGGACAUUAUUAUUUUAAGUAUGAGAACUAUACCUAAGCAGUCAAGAUGACUGAUUUUUUAAAAAUAAAAAUUGCUCGAAUUUAUAACGGUGUAUCUUCAGAGAUUUUCCAUGAUUUGUUACAACAAUACGUUUAAUAUAUUUUCCCUUCAUCCCUUUUUAAAAAAUAUAUAUAUACUUAAAUAGUAGGAAUUAAUCUGCAUCAAUGUAAUAUUCUAAUGUUAAAGAAAAAAAGACUUAAAUAGAAGAAAAUAAUCAUCGGUAAUUCUUCUGUUAAAGGAAGGGAAUAUUGCGAUACCUAAAAUCUUGUGUACAUGACGUAAAAGUGUUGGUAUAUAUUUAUUUUAAUUUCGUGUUAAUCACAAUGCGUGAGAUGUAACAAAAGAUUAAUAAUUAAUGUCGAUAUAUAUCGUGCUGCUACAUGUAGAUGUAAAACAAAGCUUAUAGGAUUUAAUUGCAACUUUUGGGCCGAUUUUUAGUUUUAACGCCCAUUGUCUCGUAUUUGACGUUCGCCAGAUGCGUCUUGCUUUGCAAUUUUUUGUUUUGAACAAUAAAAUAUAUAAUAUAUCUGU
This is a messenger RNA of Temnothorax curvispinosus, 6445 nucleotides long. RefSeq names its product ankyrin repeat domain-containing protein 13C. The record is from RefSeq and is a predicted model, not a curated record. Gene Ontology annotation, molecular function: protein binding. Gene Ontology annotation, cellular component: cytoplasm. Lineage: Eukaryota; Metazoa; Arthropoda; Insecta; Hymenoptera; Formicidae. The transcript has 10 exons. Bases 653 to 2002 code for a protein of 449 amino acids.